Messenger RNA from Rattus norvegicus (Norway rat), 1011 nucleotides. NCBI's taxonomy places the organism in Eukaryota, Metazoa, Chordata, Mammalia, Rodentia, Muridae. The record is from RefSeq and is a predicted model, not a curated record.
UCUCUCAGUCUGAGUCUGGCGGUUACAAGCUAAGACAUGUUUUCCCGUCUUCGCAAACGUUUUGGGAGGGGGAACGUCGAUUCUGGAGAGACUAGAGUGAAGGAGUCUGGCCUUUCGUCUCAAAGUAAUGAUGGACAAAGACAGCACUUCUGGGGAAUGUGGAACGCUGGGAUAGAAACAUCUUCCCCUGAAACUGCUCUAAGCGAGAAGCAGGCCAAGAAGGAAAAGGAGAGGCUGAUUAAAGAGCUGCAGCUCAUUACUGAGGAGAGAAAUGACCUGAGAGAUCGCCUGAGGUUCCUGACAGAGAGAUCCAUGAAGAACAGGCCACACUUCAGGCCAAAUCCAUAUUAUGAAGACCUGGAGAGAAUGGAGGAGGCGGUCAUGUCAAUUCUGCACAACUUAGAGAUGGAGAACACUGAGGUCCAUGAGAACAACCAUAAGCUGAAGAAGGAGAUUACCUUCUCUAGAAACCUGCUCAGCCAGCUCCUGAUGGAGAACACAUGUAGGAAGAAGUUGGUCCCACUGAAGCAGGAGAGCAAGGAGGUACAUCUUGAUUGUGCACUGAACCAGAAAUAUUUGGUUGACUACAACAAGAAAGAUAAAGACCAUCAACGGCCAGAAUCAGCAUUAUCAGGUCUCAGAAAGUGCAAGAGAGCUGGAAUUGGACACACAGCAGUAAGAGAGCUUCCUGAAGAAUAAGUUGCUUUCUCAGGAGUCCCUGAUGACCAACAUCCUGAAUGAAAACAGCACUUGAGAGACAACUUGGGGGACCGCCUUUCAUUAUGUGUGCUAGAGGAGAAACAGCAAUACGUCUGUGCUUCUAAAUGUUCGUUAAGAAUAUGCUUUUAGAAAUAUUUUUGUUAUGAUUUUAAUUGAAGUUUUCUUUUUGUUGUUUCAUAUUUAUAUGUUCUUGUUACUAUUUUUACUUUCAAAUAUUUUUAAAUAUUUUUAUUCAUUUUAAUCCUGUUUUGUUGUAAAAAUGAAUUUGUUAUGAAUAAAAAUUGAAUUCUA